GGCGCGCAUGCCCCGGCGCAGUUCAGCAGCUCCUCGACUCCGCACAACUCGCGGGGCGUCUUGCGAGCCGAAGGAGCAGCGUGGCCAAUGGCGAGCAGCGGGGUUAUCAAAUGUAGGGCAGCCGUUGCCUGGGAGGCAGGAAAACCAUUGUCCAUCGAAGAAGUGGAAGUUGCACCACCAAAAGCUCAUGAAGUCCGUAUCAAGAUUAUUGCCACUGCAGUGUGUCACACUGAUGCUUAUACAUUGAGUGGUGCUGAUCCUGAAGGGAGUUUUCCUGUCAUCCUGGGUCAUGAGGGAGCAGGAAUUGUGGAGAGUGUUGGGGAAGGAGUGACUAAAUUUAAACCAGGAGACACAGUUAUCCCUCUGUAUAUUCCUCAGUGUGGUGAAUGCAAGUUUUGUUUAAACCCUAAAACAAAUCUCUGCCAGAAAAUAAGAGUCACCCAAGGGAAAGGGGUGAUGCCUGAUGGGACCAGUAGAUUCACAUGCAGAGGAAAGCAAGUUCUUCACUUUAUGGGAACGAGCACCUUCUCAGAAUACACAGUUGUGGCAGAUAUUUCUUUGGCUAAAAUAAAUGCUUCAGCUCCCUUGGACAAAGUCUGCCUGCUGGGUUGUGGAAUUUCUACUGGCUAUGGAGCUGCCUUGAACACAGCCAAGGUGGAACCUGGCUCUACUUGUGCCAUCUUUGGCUUAGGUGGAGUUGGACUAGCAGCAAUCAUGGGCUGCAAGGUGGCAGGGGCAUCCCGAAUCAUAGGGAUUGACCUCAACAAAGGCAAAUUUGCAAAAGCAAAAGAAUUUGGGGCUACAGAAUGCAUCAGCCCUGAGGACUUCAAGAAACCUAUUCAGGAGGCCCUGGCUGAAUUGACAGAUGGGGGAGUAGAUUACUCAUUUGAAUGCAUCGGUAAUGUUGGUGUCAUGAGAGCAGCCUUGGAAGCCUGUCACAAGGGCUGGGGUGUGAGUGUGAUAGUUGGGGUUGCUGCUGCUGGCCAGGAAAUUGCCACCCGUCCAUUCCAGCUGGUCACUGGACGAACUUGGAAAGGGACUGCCUUUGGAGGGUGGAAAAGUGUGGAAAGUGUACCAAAGCUGGUAGAUGAAUACAUGUCCAAAAAGAUAAAAGUGGAUGAAUUUGUGACACACACUCUACCUUUCGAGAAAAUCAAUGAGGCAUUUGAACUCAUGCAUGCUGGAAAGUGUAUCCGAAGUGUCUUAAAGCUUUAAGAAGAUUGAAGAACAAACUCUUGCCACUGUACCAGUAAAUCAGUGCAUAAUUUUUCCACAUGCACUCAGUAGGAGAAUAGUGUCUAAGGAAAGCUUUAGUUAGAAUCAAGUUGGAAAAUGCACCUGCUCUGACAGUGUAGAAAUAAAGUGCUGAUCUCACUCUGUAACACUGCUGCUGAUUUAAAAAAGACCUACUCUUUGCCUUACAGUGCCAGGAAAUGCCAGGUAUUUCUAAUUGUAGAUUAAACUUACAUAAAAUCAAUGGAUCUUUUUCUCCCUAAAAUUCAUGCUGGAAAGUAACAACAAAAAGCUGCCUAGCAGAAGAUCAUCAUUAAAGCCUUUUUUGUAUGUAGAAUUGUA
Messenger RNA from Varanus komodoensis (Komodo dragon), 1575 nucleotides. RefSeq names its product alcohol dehydrogenase class-3. Gene Ontology annotation, biological process: formaldehyde catabolic process. Bases 88 to 1215 code for a protein of 375 amino acids. Gene Ontology annotation, cellular component: cytosol. The transcript is spliced from 9 exons. Gene Ontology annotation, molecular function: zinc ion binding; S-(hydroxymethyl)glutathione dehydrogenase [NAD(P)+] activity. NCBI's taxonomy places the organism in Eukaryota, Metazoa, Chordata, Lepidosauria, Squamata, Varanidae. The record is from RefSeq and is a predicted model, not a curated record.